GAUCCUGCCAGAAAAGAGGGAAAAAAAUUUAAAAUAAUAAAAAACUAGACUCGUCGGUUCUUUCAUCUUUAAUAUUCGCCUCCUCUCCCUUCGUUCCCCUUGACCUUGACUACUGUCUGCAAGCUGGCCUUUGCAGCCCUUUCUACCCCCAAGCGACGACAAGUAGUCGUUCGCAGUUAAUCCAUUCUCACUCUCAUUUCUGGUUUAGUUGAUGUCCGUCUGGAACCCGGUCAUACUAAGCUUCUUUCCCUUAUACAUCCAGUCCAAUCCAAUCCGUACAUUACACUCCGCACUCUCUCUCAACCUCAAUCUGACUUCAGCCAUUCAACCCUGCGUCAUUGCCACGAUUGUCGCCACUUCGUUAUUCAUUCUCGGAAAGCAUGUAUCGCAAUAAUGGUCUGAUAUGGUUGUUGGAUACUGCUAGACGUUAACUCUCGUGGAUAUGGAUUUCAUUCUCUCCUUGACGCAUUUCUGCGAGGUGCAUGGUCCCACCUCGAUCAUCUGCUCGCAGGUCUUACCAUUCUCCUGCUCGCAGUGUUACCCAGACAGACCCGAUUUCUCUCCUGAUGACACCCCUGCAACCUCUCAUGACACAGUAUCUUCUCAUCUACAGAGCCCUACUAAUGGCAAGGACUCCAACUCAUCCAAGAUUCACUCAAAAUCCGCCGGGGUAGCCGAUUGCUAUGAGAAAAUCGAGGAUCACCCCUACUUUAUUAAACCGCAGUCCCAUUCAGCGGAUGCCCAGCAGCGAUUGAUUCCACUGGGAGGUGCAGAUGGCGAUACCUGCGCUAGCUGUAGCCUGACAUUGCCGGAAGAUGUGAGCAAAAAGCUGCCUCCAGGCGCUCCUGGCACCCCCAAGAGCGACGGUAAAGGCAAAAACGGAAGUCCCGUCUUACGCUCCAGGGAAGUCGUUUACUCUUGCGGUUCGAGCCACUCCGAAGUUGAAGCCGGCAUACACGACCCGCAUGGGCACGCGUCCUUCCCUGAAUCUUUACACUCUUCCUCGGUGGCGUCCGAUGCCUCUUGCCACACCCAUAUUCUCACCUAUCUCUCUCUCAGAGGACCCCCAAACCCUGCGGACUACGCGCUUCUCCGGCGCUCAUCGAUCCGGACCCUGAGCUGUGAGCUCCUUCCGCAAGGCGCCUCCUCCGGUCCCUUGUGUUUUGGCGACUCCAAUGCGGGGUACACGGUUGCCUUUGUUUUUCGUCUUCCGGACCCGAUGGCUCGCGGGAAACGGCGCAGCUACGCUUUGGUCGCAUUGGCUGGCAAAGAUACCGGGAGGGCGUUCCGCGCAUGUCCAGUAAUCUGGCGUGCUUUCGGUCGAAUCUCAGCGGGCAUCGUCAAAUCGGCCGAAAAAUUCCAAGACGAAGAAAGGUCUCGCGAAGAACAGAACAAGGGGCCUGGUCGGAUGAAUAACAGACAGUACACCCCGGUUUCUUCGUUUCUUACCGGCCGUGCCAUCGACCCGGAUGGUCAGCUUCGUCGCCCUGGCCAGGUGAAGGCAAGAAAUCUUAGCGAGAUUGUGGGAAACCAGUACAUUUUUGCGGAAAUCCAUGCGAACUUCGUUGCCCUCUUACAACAGUUAGGCUCGAUGUUCGGAGCCGACCCGAUCUCGGAAGAACGGUUCGUUUGUAGUACGAUAGGCGACAGCGAAGGUCCGCGACGGCCUUCAAUCGUGAGUAGCGGGAAAGACAAACCCAAGAACUACGAAGAUAGUGACCUGGGCAUGUCGACGCUUGAUAUCUCUUCAGGUCCCAGGCCUAUCCCGAUCGCACCACGCCGACCAGUCGUCGCAUAACCCGUUCGAAGCGAUUGCUACGGAACCAUCUUUCUACUCCCACGUCCAUCCCUACAAUAUCUCCGACUGGGUGGAUAUUACCUCAUGAAUGAUGGUCAAUGACAAUGACCUGUUCCUCUUUUCGUCCUUUUCGUUUUUAGCGUUUGUCACCGUGACCUACGGAUCCCUUAUCGCGAUAUAGACUACGGCGCUUUUUAAGAUGGAAGCGGAGUUUCGGUUUAUUUUUGGGCAACAUACCUCGGUUUCAAUUUACUUCUUUCCAAGCGUGGGUGGACAAGCGGUCUGGUUUUGCUCGGUUCCCUUUCGUCUCCUUCGAAUCCGCUAUCUUUCCUUUCGUACAGUACUCCUUAUUAUACUUUUAAUACAGGUAAGGGGAGAGGACGAAGCUGGUAAUCUCUUGUUCCAUGAUUUGAAUGUCGUGACGAAGGCGAUGAACGAUGGCUCGUACGACAUUUGGCAUGCUUGUGUGUAUUCUAUUUUAACAGAGCCCUUUCUCUCCGGGUUUGAAUUGAUUCUCUGAUAUUAAUUGAGAGAUGUGAAUAUCUAGACUUUGCCAAUUUAUCCAAUUUACCGAUAUGUGUUGUGAUCACAUGGUCUAUAUAGACCGUAACGUAUAUAUAAUCUUUCCUGUGUCC
Molecule: messenger RNA, 2433 nt
Organism: Aspergillus alliaceus
Lineage: Eukaryota; Fungi; Ascomycota; Eurotiomycetes; Eurotiales; Aspergillaceae
Product: folliculin domain-containing protein
Exons: 2
Coding region: 443-1798 (451 amino acids)
Biological process (GO): positive regulation of TORC1 signaling; positive regulation of GTPase activity
Cellular component (GO): cytosol
Molecular function (GO): GTPase activator activity
Source: RefSeq, a predicted model, not a curated record